Molecule: messenger RNA, 5070 nt
Organism: Crotalus tigris (Tiger rattlesnake)
Lineage: Eukaryota; Metazoa; Chordata; Lepidosauria; Squamata; Viperidae
Gene: KLF6
Product: Kruppel like factor 6
Exons: 4
Coding region: 705-1562 (285 amino acids)
Biological process (GO): regulation of transcription by RNA polymerase II
Molecular function (GO): RNA polymerase II cis-regulatory region sequence-specific DNA binding; DNA-binding transcription factor activity, RNA polymerase II-specific
Source: RefSeq, a predicted model, not a curated record
ACGGCCAAGGAGAGCUUUUGAAAGGGAACUUUUGCAGCGGGUUACAUUUGCAGUCACCUCGGUGUUUGCAAAUAUUGAGUAGGCUUCUCAGCAACUAUCUUCUGGAGAGAGCCCCAGGAGUGGAAGGCAAUCUCAACAGCAGCAUCGGGGAGACUCUGCAAAAGCUACAGAAAACAACAAAAGCCAACCAGCCAAAAGAGAAAGGCCAAAAGAACCUUGAUCUAUUGCUGUGCAAUUAAACUUUGCAUGAAACUUUGCUUUUUAUAUUAUUUAAAAUAUAUAUACGUCUAUAUAUAUAUAUAUAUAUAAAUAUAUAUAAAUAUAUACCUAUAUAAAAACUUGGUCUGAAAUUCUGAACAGGAAUUUAAUAUAUAUCUAGCGGUAGAUUGCUAUUUUUCCCCCUUAACGUACUUUCUGCUGAAUGAUUUCCCCCCCUUUUUUUCUUGAUUUUUUGCUUUGAUUUCGGUGGUCUUUUCUUUGGAGGAGGAGGAGGAAGUGAGACUUUUGUAAAUAGCUGGUCUUAUUUCUGUCACCAUCACCUGCUGUGGCGAUUACAGCCGAGAGCCGGAGCCAGAGACCUCUGUCGCGCUGCUCCGUUCUUCCGACCAGCGAAAAGGACCCCAGCUUUCGGACGUUGUCUUUGCGGAGGGCUCCUGGUUGCAACUUUUCUUCCCUACCCGUCCCCCCUUCCCCCCACGAAAGGCAUGGAUGUACUUCCAAUGUGUAGCAUCUUUCAGGAACUCCAGAUUGUUCACGACACUGGUUACUUCUCUGCCUUGCCAUCUCUGGAGGAAUACUGGCAACAGACUUGCUUAGAGCUGGAGCGAUAUCUUCAGAGUGAGCCCUGCUACGUGUCUGCCUCUGAAAUAAAAUUUGACAGUCAGGAGGAUUUGUGGACCAAAAUUAUUUUGGCACGGGAGAAAAAGGAGGAAUCUGAACUAAAGACAGCAAGUGCUCCAAAGGAGGACAACCUUAAUAAUCAGACUUUAGAGACUAACAGUCUGAAUUCUGAUAUUAGUAGUGAAUCUUCAGAUAGUUCCGAGGAACUUUCUCCUACAACAAAAUUUACCUCGGAUAUCAUAAAUGAUGUCUUAAGCUUGGCCAGUGCUGGAAACUUGAAUUCAUCUGUCACUUCUACUCCUCCUUCUUCCCCUGAGCUGGGCAAGGAGCCAUCUUCUCAACCAUGGAAUUGUGCCCCCAGUGAAUUGCAUUCACCUGGCAAAAUCCGUACUGGUACUGGUGGAAAGACUGUGGAAAAAGGUACCCUGGUCAAUGGUGAUGCCUCUCCUGAUGGGAGAAGGCGAGUUCAUCGCUGUCACUUCAAUGGGUGCCGGAAGGUUUAUACCAAAAGUUCACAUCUGAAAGCACAUCAGCGUACCCAUACAGGAGAAAAGCCUUACAGAUGCUCAUGGGAAGGAUGUGAGUGGCGUUUUGCAAGGAGUGAUGAACUAACCAGACACUUCAGAAAGCACACGGGUGCAAAACCUUUUAAGUGUAAUCACUGUGACAGGUGCUUCUCCAGGUCUGACCAUCUGGCUCUUCACAUGAAGAGACAUCUCUGAAUGAUUGUGGGCUAAGAGGCUUUGAGGUCAAGCUGGCCUUGGAAGAAAGGAUGCAUAUUCCAGCCAAAGCAUGCCAUUUUGCACCCUAACUCCGUGGCCUCCAGGUCUUCUCUUCCUUGGAAGGUCUUUAGAGGGCUAGAUAAGUCAUGUAAGAAAUGGCUGCAGUGACCAUACGGUGCAGGUCUCCAGCCCAGGGGACCAAACCUUCCGAAUGGCUUCCGACACCUGCCGUGAGCAAACUGGGAGUGUUAGUGAAUGGACAACUGUGUGUUAUGGAGGAUCUACUGGAUGACUGGAUGCUGAGGCACAUUUUUUUAAAGAAAAAAAAACACGUUUGUUCCUUGUUGUUUUCUAACUGUAAGAGAGAAAAAGCUGUCUGAACGUGGGAUUUUUUUUAAAUUUUAUUUUUAACUUGGGGGGGGGCGUGCAUGUGAAGAGUGUUAUGUAAGAUGGAAGGAUGUGCAUUCUUUUGAAGGGGGAGGGGGAAAUGGUCUCUGCACCUUUUUUUAUUUUAUUUUUGGUUUCUGAAGGGGGAGAUGAAAGGGAGGGAAGGAAAAUCAGACUAGAGAAAUGUUGGCAUGGGCCCCUAUCCUGUGUGAAAGGAGCUUUUGGUGUCUGGUCCAGCUAUUAAAUGUGCAAUGUCUCCGGUAGCUUGUCUGACUUGCUACAGAGCUCAUUUGUAAUCCAUUGUAUAAGCUGUGUAUUUACAAUAUAACACAACCUAUAGCUUUUUUCAUUAUAAUACAAAGGUUUAUUGCAUGGUUCUGAAGAACUAAAUGCUUUCCCAUUCUGUAAUCAGGACUGCCAUUUCUCUCCCUCUCUUUUUCUCUCUCUUUCUCCAAUUCCAGUUCAAAGCUCCUACACUGCAAUUGGUUUAAUGUUACAUAACAUAAAACCCCAAUGGUGUUUUUUUUCCCUUGAAUUAUUUUUUACUUCAUCCUAUUGGGUGGACAGAACCACUGUAGGUUAGAGAUGGAUAUUUAAAAAAAAGAAAAAAAAAGAAACUCAUGCAGCUGUUUCCCCCAUUGCCUCCAACACCUACCUUCUUAUCUUUUAUUUAUGCCUUGAGGUCUAAUUUCUGGUUUUCUACCUGUUAAUGCACUGUUGACCUUAAUAAUGGUGCCUUAUGCAAAUCAAACUUCUCUUUUGGGAGGUCUUAUACAGGGGUAUGAAUGAUAUAUGCUUUAUUAAGGCUCUCUUUUCACCUGACACUUGUACUAUACCUAAUGUACAUUAUGAAGAGGUGGGAAGACCAUCAGUUGGUAUCCUGGGUGAUCCUCAGCGUUUCCAUGUAGAGAAGCCCCCCAUAUAAACAUCUGUACCGAAAAUGUCAUGGCAUAAUCCAGCAGCGAAUGCAUCUCUGAGUCCAUCUUUUCACAAGGUUGAUCUUGCACAGCAUGUCCCUAGCCUGCAUCCUUCUCUCUUCCCAUUCAAGAAAUUAUCGAAAACAAAUCUAUUAGUUCCUUUCUCCACCAAAAAGAUCCUGUACUCAGGAUGCUGUAUUUUGCUCAUGCAUCUUUAAAAUUGCAGGAGUAACUACAAGGAAAAAAAAAAAGAUUUCUUAAAAGGCACAAUGUCCACACUUGUAUAUGUAGCUUCCCUUUAAUUAAAAUGGAAAGUAAACAAAAAAAAAAUACAAAAAAGCAAAAAAAAAUAUUAGUAAUUAUCAAGUGGGCAGGAUAUCUAUAACGUAUGUAUAUAUCUAUUUGUGUGUAUAGUAUCUGUAGCUGUGAGUGUGCGUGCAUGUAUAUUUGUGAGUGUGUGUGUGAGUGUGUGUGUGUGUGUGUACAUCUAUAAAAUAUAUAGAUAAUUUAUUAUUUUUAAGGAUUGUAUUGAGUUUUUUGCUGUAAAGUGUCAUAGCCUGCGAGGAGUCUUCCUCCUUUCUUGCAUUUCAUGGAGAAGAAGCAAACAAAAGUCAGCUUUUAUUAUUAUCAUUACUGUUUGCAAACUUUUAGCAGAGACCUGAAAAGGAGGGAAGAGCUUCAAUCAGUGUGCACAGUUUUUAACAAGAGAACGCAGUUACUUCCCUAUAAGCACUUUUGUACACUAAAAAAAAAAAAAAAUGUCCUGGUGUCCAAAUAAAGUGCACUGGAGCCCCUCUGGGGAAACAGCAGGACUUAAAUGGUUUCUGCUGGUUUUCUUCCAAUUUUUUUCAUUAGUGCAAGACCCUUGGCUGCUUUUAAAGAAAAACAAAAAUCCUUUUAGAAGCUCUUAAGAAAGUUAGCUCCUUUCUCCUAUAUUCACCCAACAAGCAUGUUCAUCUUUCUUUGGACUUUUGUCUGUAGGUUUGGUUUUUGCUGCCCUCUGCUUCUUCUCUUGCUAGUUCAUGCUUUUCUUGAUGGUGGUCAGUGAGCUCUUCAUCUCCCUCCCCCCCCAAAAAAGGGCAUUGAAUUGGAACACCAAGGGCUAAGGGUGCCUGCUUAGCCAUUUCUGCAUCGUAUGGGAGCAAUCCAUUGAGGGCUACUUAAAAAUGGACACUUUCCACUAAGAUUAAAUAAAUGAAUCCCAGCCACUCCGUUUCUGUCCUCUAAGCUUAUUGAAAAGAUGUAGAAAUGUGCUCCUUGAUGGUGAAUUUAUUCCUACGGGUAUUUUACCUUUUAGCUGAAUUCACAAGGCAGUUUUACGAGAUGUUAGAAAUAGUCGUUCCCCAAACAUUAAGCCAAUGUGUUUUCCAAGCUGCCUUCCACAAGAAUGUAGCUCAUUUAUAGCUAUUUUGGGGCAGCUUUUUUCCCUCUGAAAAUGAUGGUGAAUAUUAUUAGUCCUCUAACCAUGUUCAAAUCCAUUUUAUCCAAGUCUAAGAGAUAUAUAGGCCUACAUUUAUCUGCAUUGCGUUUUGAAUUUUAUAUGCUCAAAAAUGCACUUUUUAAGUUUUUGUUUUUUAAAAAAAAAAUACUCCCAAGAAAAUAUUUUUAUUAUCUACGGAUUAUGGAAGUCUGAGAUGUAUGGCGCUUCAUACAUGCAGGGCACUUUUUACCGCAUUGAGAGAUGCCAUUUCAUAGACAAAAAAAAAAUACCGUAGAUCGGGAAAUAUCUGUCUGCAUGUAUGAAUUACAAUACUCACCCUUUGAUCAAGGCAUUUUACAGGUUUUUCUGCUCCAGCAUUGUAUUUGAGACGGUAAGAUUGCAAUGUUUUCUGCUUAGCCAUAAUCAUUUGCUUUUUUUUUUUUUUUUUUUGAAAAAAAAAAUCUCUUGCAGUAGUUAGAAAUCAGUUUUGUAGUUAAAUGAGUACAUUUUGUUCAGGUGAUAACUGAGCCUCAAUCAAGCUGAAAGAAAAAAAAUUGCUUGAAAUUUCAGAAAAAAGAAUUUCUAUUCGUAAAAUUUCUUUUUAUGUUUGUUUGUUUUUUGGGUUUUUUUUGGAAGCACCCUAUUAUCUAAAGAAUCUCUUUGUAAGAUUUUUGUAAAAAAAUUUGUUUUACAAGAUUUUAUUUGAAAUUGUUUUUUGCAAGAUUGUUAUAUUUCUGUAUGAAUGUAUUUUUUAUUGGAAUAACAUAAAAAAAUCUUAUCAGCG